AUGGGUAAGUUGAAGGCUCGUGGACUAGAAUUCAUAAAUUCCAUUAAUGGUAGUUCCUACCAAGUGUUACUUGAUGAAUCUUCAUCUUUCAGUGAGGUUAUUCUUUCCGCAGGAAGUAUAGGAAGCCCUCAACUUCUGCUCCUAAGUGGAAUAGGUCCCUCACAAGAUCUUAAAAAAUUAAAUAUAUCUGUCUUAAAAGAUGUACCUUUAGUAGGACAAAGGAUCCAAGAUAAUCCACGUACAUCGGUAUUAAUACAAUCUCCUACACCACUUAAUUUUUCCAGCAUACAAGUAGUAGGCAUACUAAAUAAUUCUAAUCUCUACAUAUAUGCCAGUAGCUUUGUGCAGUAUGUUUUUCCAAAUGGCUCUAUUUUAUCAAAUGGUUCUGGAGGGGCAAUCUUUCAGAAAGUAGCUUACCCAUUAUCAAGAGGAAAUCUAAGUCUAAUUAGUAAGGAUCCCAAAGACAAUCCUUCUGUUCGUUAUAACUACUAUUCAGAGCCUGAAGAUUUGCAAAAAUGUGUGCAAGGGCUCAAGGUAAUAGUUGACAUUUGUGAAACAAGUUCCAUCCAAAAUUUUGCCUAUAAUAAGUCUAGUGGCACAAGUGGGCUACAUUUCAUUGGAUUGGCUUUACCCAAGAAUAAAUCAGAUGACAUAGCCAUGGGUAAGUUUUGUAGAGAAAAACUUGCCACCAUAUGGCAUUUCCAUGGAGGUUGUGAUAUUGGUCAUGUUAUUGAUAAAAGGUAUCGUCUGAAAGGUGUUAUUGGUCUAAGGAUCGUUGAUGGUUCCACUUUUCGAGAUAGUCCUGGAACUAACCCACAAGCAACCACCAUGAUGCUUGGAAGGUAUGUAGGAGUGAAGAUUCUACAAGAGCGUGGGGCUUUUGAAUGA
Cryptomeria japonica (Japanese cedar) is the source of this 888-nucleotide messenger RNA. RefSeq names its product (R)-mandelonitrile lyase-like. The coding region runs from base 1 to 888 and encodes 295 amino acids. NCBI's taxonomy places the organism in Eukaryota, Viridiplantae, Streptophyta, Pinopsida, Cupressales, Cupressaceae. The transcript is spliced from 3 exons. Gene Ontology annotation, molecular function: flavin adenine dinucleotide binding; oxidoreductase activity, acting on CH-OH group of donors. The record is from RefSeq and is a predicted model, not a curated record.